CUAAAUCAUAGAACCAAAAGAAAGUGAUAGCUAGCUUGCACGGCUUUAACUUUGACCAAUGUCAUUGUGACUAUUUCUGUUCCCUUUUCCUUUAUGCUCGGUUUGAUUUCCCAUUCUGACUGACGGAGUGGAUUGUCAUUGGCUGAGAUGAUGGCUCAUUUUGGCUUGGAGACAGAUGUAGAGUGUAGGCUAUGGUAUCCUAUACUCACAGUGGAGCGGUGUCUGUCUCUCUGUCUGUCUUUGUGUUCCAGAUAAAGUGGAAGAGAACAUGCCUCCUCAGAAGCCCACGUGGGACAACUCUAACACUGACAUAAGGGUCGCAAACACGGUCAAAACGCGGCCCAACAGCAGGUGCUUGGCCAUGAACCCAGAGAUGAAUUCCAUGUGUGAGAGCCAGGACGUGUCGAUGCAGACCCAGACCCAGCCCAGAGAGCCAGGCAGCCCCAGAGGUCGAGGCCCCUUCCUGGGGGUGCCAAACAGACAGGGGACCAUGAGACGACAAAAGUCCAUAGGAACAUCUGGAAUAACAGAAGAGGAUGCCCCUCAGUUCCUGACCCCUCCCAUGUUGAAAUUCACCAGGAGCCUAUCAAUGCCGGACACAACAGAGGACAUCCCACCCCCUCCCGCUAUCUCCCCUCCAUCUCCCCCUUACAACAACGACCCCAACCCCCAGGGCAGAGGCUAUGGCACUAUCAGACACACUGUUCCCAAAGGCACUGCCCCUGAGCGAGGAGGGGACCCCAACACGGGCGGCAGUGACGGAUGGAGGGAACACCCAGAGCCCCAGUCGGAACAGUAUCAGUCUGAGGACCACCACCACCACCAUGGUAGCCAGAGUCCAGGCCAAGGCCUCACAGCCCAGCAGAGCUUCCUGAACCGCAGGGCCCAGAUCCCAGAGAACCCAUACUCAGACCUGGGGAAGAUGGGCAACCUGGGCCUGUUUGCCCCCAACAAACCUCAGAGGAGGAAGGGCAUGCUGAUGAAGCAGAACAAGAUUGAGGACAGCCCAGAGAAGACCUGCACCAUUAAAAUCCCAACCAUCAUCAUCAAGGAGCCGUCUACAUCCAGCAGUGGGAAGAGCAGCCAGGGCAGCAGCAUGGAGAUAGAGACUGGAUCCCAUGACCACCCGGGACAACUCCGUCCGGACGACGGACACAACCCCAGCAGUCCCUUUGCCACGGCCAUGGCGGGCGCAGUGCGGGAACGUGAGAUGAGGAUGGUGGAUUCUCACCAGAACUCCCCAUCCUACAGGUUCACCGACCAGGGUGAAGAAGACUCGUCUCCUGCGCCUGCGCCUCGCCUCCGCCACUCCAAGUCCAUUGACGAGGGAAUGUUCAGUAGUGACGAGCGCCUGCGUCGCCUCAUGGCCCCACCUGCCUCACUACUCAGCAUCCCCAGAAGAGGGGGUAACGUUACGGUCUUCAACACCCCGGAGACCACUGUUGUGAGAGAGCCACUCCACACGCGCACUGGCCACCACAGCCCGGUCAGUCUGCCCGCCAAGACCUAUACCUCCAGUAGUGGGCGCUACGUCCACCCAGUCACAGGGAAGCCUUUGGACCCCAACUCCCCUCUGGCCCUGGCUCUGGCUGCACGGGACCGGGCCAUGAGAGAGCAGUCCCAGCCACUCCCGCUGAAGACCGAACCACCUAAACCUGACUUGAACAAGCCUCUGUUCAUCGACACCAAGCUGAGGACCGGCAUGGGCGCAAAUUUCUCCUCGACUGCCACCAUGGGUCGACCGGGCAGGGCGGGGCUUCGUAGGCAGAUGACAGAGGCAAAGUACGAGACAGAGUCCAAAUACGACCACCCGUUGGCCAAAGACAAGGACAAUAGUCUAUCCCGUCCUCAGAGAGAAGAGGAGAAGAAGAACAUGUUGAUAGACAUUGGUGACACGUCUCAGCAGAAGUCACCUGGGUUGCUGAUGGUCCACACCACUGACGAGAACAACCUGUCUGAGGGGGCGGUCAGUCCAGACAGCACCCCCAGUGAGCUCCGGGACCCCAACCAACCUAACAUCCUCAAAAUGGCCUCCCCUAACCCCCAUAACCCUCACUCUAUGGGCCCUGGACCCAGAGGUAGUAAGACCAUGAUCACCGUCACCUCAGUGGACGAGCCGGUCAAACUACCCUUCGGUAUCCCCCCUCCACCCUGCGUUCCCUCCGUGGACAUCGACGAUGAGUUCUUUGCUGACCCAUUGCCACCGCCGCUCGAGUUCGCCAACAGCUUUGACAUCCCAGAGGACCAAAAGGGGGCGAUCGCUGAGCUCCUGAAACAGCAACGAAACGCUGGCAGGGCACCAUCGUCUCUAGCCCCCUUCUAUCCCUAUCACGGUAACACCCCAGGCCACCCUGACCAGACUAUGAUCAAACGGCCUGCGGUGCUCACCAACUGUACGCCCCCUUGCUUCCCCCACGCCCUCUUGGAGAGCUACGAUCCUAUCAGUGACUCUGGCAUUGAUGUGGAGCCGGACAGCCGCAGUAUUGGAGACCCCCAGCUGGAGACUACAAGCACUAUGUCCACCGUAUCCAGUAUCUCCACGCUGUCGUCCGAGGGUGGCGAGGUGCUGGACAACACAUGUACAGUCUAUGCAGACAGACAGGCCUUUCUGGUGGACCGGACUUCAAAGUCAAGAACCAGGCAACCUGCCGCAAACAAGAGCAACGCACUUUACAAGGACCCUGCCUUGAUGGAUAGAGAGGAGAACAUAAGAACUUUUGCCGCACCUUCCUCCAUCCCACCGCCUCCCCCCGGGGCCAGCGUCUCCUCAGAGCCCCCCAGAACACCAACUCAAAGAACCUCCAAGUUAUGGGGAGACCCUCCAGGCUCUAACCCCCAGGACAUGCAGAACAAGGACAGGACACCAAAGCCAGGAGAGGGGAUAGACUCUUCUUCCUCAGGAUGUAGGACUGUUUUUGGAUCAAGGGGUCCGGACAGUGGGUCCCUCUCCUCAGGUACACAGCGGAAUACCACAGUCUCUUUUGCUGCCCAGCUCCCUCCGAACGUGCCUGCCCCAUCUCCAAACCGACAGACCGAGAGCCCCUCCCACCACAGAGCCCCCAGCCCCAUCCUCUCUCCCCCAGACUCAGGCCUCGGUUGUGCCUCCUCUCUCCCUGCCACCUCUCCCACCCUUUCAGACGUGUUCGGUCUGCCCACCCCCCCUCUCAGCCUGGGCACGGGGAGCAGCCGCUCGCCCUCCCCCCUCACCCUCAUCCAGGCCGUCUCCAACAAGCCUUUUGCCACCAAGCCGGUUCUGAUGUGGAGCAAACACGACGUGGCCGACUGGCUGGAGAGCCUAAACCUGGCUGAGCACAGAGACACCUUUAUGGACAACGACAUCGAGGGCAGCCACCUGCCUAGCCUGCAGAAGGACGACCUCAUAGACCUAGGGGUGACCAGGGUCGGACAUCGGAUGAACAUAGAGAGAGCUUUGAAACUUCUGAUGGACAGGAAUAUCCUCAUGUAUCCUGAAGAAAUUGCAACUUGAAACAGCACUGCAGUUUCCUGAAUAAGCAAGAAGGUCCCCCAGAGUGGGAUAGAGUGGUCCCAGGUGAGGCAGAGCUGCUCUGUCAGUAGGAAGGAAGGAAGUAGAUACACGGGAUGUGGCUGUGAUAUGGAAUAUACUACACUAUCAAACACAACAGCAGCUUAAUCGCUAUGGGAUUUACGGACUUCUGAAAUCAACCUAAUUUAAAUGCAUAACCAGAACCAGCUUCGUAGGGGUUUCAUUUUCUACUGUUUCUCAUUUAGAAAUUAUGCAGUGAAUAUCUUUUUAGGAAAAAGGGGAAAACAUUUACAGUAUGUAUGUGCACUUCUGCCUGUGAAAUUAAGCUUUCUCUCUCUCCCUUUUCACUGGGUUGUAGGUUGAUUUGAGAGACCAUACAGUGUAUUCUCAGACACAGACAUUUAUACCCAGAAAGGAAAUCAAAGAUUAAAAUAAAUUCUAAAUUGGUACAGUAGCAAAGUUGUUGCCCUUCAACCUACUUUCAAUAGCUGUUUUACUACUGGUCAUGUUUACUUGAGGGUUUUAAACACAGUAUUGAAAAUGUCAAUUAAAUUGUUCAUAAUUCAUUAUACUGUCUUCCACAAGAAGCUGAACUGUGUGCCAACAGCUGCCCUUACUGUAGUCUCCUGAACAUGACAUGGCAGAGUGUUGGCACUGGCAGUCAGGGCUUUCCAAUCGUUAUCAUCAACCAUCAUGCUUUCUUUCACAGUCUUCUAUGUCCUCUGAGAGGAAUAAUACAUACAUUAUCACAUUAGGUUAUUACUGUAUACCCUGAACUGAUGCUUAAGACUUUAGGAUUGAAGAUUCUAUCAGGAAUGAAUGACCCAGAGUUACAGGGUUGGGGUCAAUUCCAUUUCAAUUAAAGGUAGUGUCAGCGAUAUGACGUAGAUGCACAACGUAAACAGCAUAGUGGGUCAAUUUUAUGCGACAACUUAGAGAGUUAGAUUGUGACACUCAGCUUCUCUGCUGUUUUGGUCCUGUGGCUACCACGUUGUAAGUGCAUGAAUCGAACCAGAGCACAUGCACAGAUACUGUGUGAGAGCGGAGUCUUGCAUCUUGCUCAUCGCAAAAUCUACUCAACGUCAUUUUGCGGACACUACAUUUCUAAUUCUACAAUUUUUGCAACGAGAAGCGUUGUGUAAAAUUGGAAAUGGAAUUAAAGUUUACUUCCUGAAUUGAAAAGGAAUUUACCCCAACACUGCAGAGUAAGGAUGUUUUUGAAGACAGAUAUCAAAGAAGUGUAUGCACUAAUAUGGGAAAAAGUAGGUGAACAAACACUAAACCUGGUAUCAGAAGGAGCAGAGUUCAACUUGUUUGGCAAGCAAAGAGAUGCAGAUACCACUAGGAAUCUAUUUGGUAGGAAUGUUUACUUUUUGUGUAUGAUAAUUUAAGUAUUAGAGACGUAUUUAAUCUAUGAUGGUGUUUUGAUGUGUUUUGUUGAUGAGAAAGACAUUUGUAUGCAUCCACAAAGCUCAAAACCCACUGGCCAAAAACUGGUUGAAUCAAUGUUGUUUCCACGUCAUUUCAACCCCAAAAUUAAAUGUGAUGACGUUGAAUCAACGUAGAAAAGUGAUUUGAAUUGAAAAAAAGUAAUCAACGUAUAGGAAUGUAGUAUUUUUUACCUAAAUCCAAUGACAUUACAUUUUUGGUUGAUUUCACAUUUAAUUCAUGUUAGUUGACAACUCAACCAAAUGUAAAUCAAAACUUUACAUUUAGUUGAGUUGAGCAUAAUUUCCCUCCAUGUUUUCGAGACAGGAUCUCUUCAUACUAUCACGAGUAAGUCCAAAAAGGCAGAUAUUCACUCAUCAUAAUGUGGAUGAGUUUAAAAUGUAGUUUAUUACACUUUCCACUGAGUUUGUCUGAAACGGGCUGAAGUUGUAUUUUCCACUCAGUUUGCGUUGGGUUUAUAUUCCGGAUCUUAACAGUUUAAACUUCUUGAUAUUCGAAUUUCUCCAGUAAAAGAAUGUGGGUGCUAGCUAAAAUCCCAAUGACAGUAUUUAUGGAAGGUUGUUUGGGAUCUACAUGUGCGUGGGAUCUAUUGGUUUGAUAGGGGGAAAACUGACCUUGAUAUGUCUGAUGACUGAUAUGCAUGACAUCACAGCAUUACAGUUCUAGUCUGUAGAAAUAGUCCACAGAAACCGUAGAUAUAGAAUGAAUUAUAUUUCUAUGGUAAUGACGCCGACCAUCUUUCGACUUGAGGGGACACUUUGAGAUGAGAUCUUAUGUUAAGAACCACAGGAACAGGAAGGAACACAGUAUUUUUGAUGAUGUAGAGAUUUUUAUCAUGAGGGUAUAUUCCUAUCUGUGUUGUCGCCAUAUCAACCCUGAGGUGUGGUUAGGUUUUCCGAAAAGCAGCAAAAUAUGGUUAAGAAGCAAUAUAAUAUACAUUCUGUUUCAAGUAGAUGUUAUUUUUAUUUUCCAGGUGAAUAAUUAUACAUGUAACAGGAUUUCAAGUCUCUAUUUUUAAAAAUUGAUAUAAAUAAUUGUGUUAUAAUCCAUAUUCCUAUAGAGCAUAUUUGAAAUCUUUUAGCAAUUGAUAGUCACAUGUUUUGACUAAGCCUCUGUAAUUAUUAAAUUAUUAAUUAUUAAAAGCUGAUAUAAAUUGAUAUUUGCAUAGUUUGUGCAUCAUGUAUGUAUACUAUGAAGAUACUCGGGCUGUACCUGUCUUCACUAUUUGCUAUAGGAAAUGUUACUUGACCAAGAGAAAAACACACCACUGAAUGGGACUGCUGAUGUAGAGUUGAUAGCUGCACAUUGCACUGAGGCCAUGCACAGACCUAUUAUAGUGAAGCUGACUAGACAUAUAUAGUGAAGCUGACUAGACAUAGUAGUGAAGCUGACUAGACAUAGUAGUGAAGCUAACUAGACAUAUAUAGUGAAGCUGACUAGACAUAUAUAGUGAAGCUGACUAGACAUAUAUAGUGAAGCUGACUA
Messenger RNA from Oncorhynchus nerka (sockeye salmon), 6439 nucleotides. Its product is annotated as SH3 and multiple ankyrin repeat domains protein 2-like. Gene Ontology annotation, molecular function: ionotropic glutamate receptor binding; synaptic receptor adaptor activity. NCBI's taxonomy places the organism in Eukaryota, Metazoa, Chordata, Actinopteri, Salmoniformes, Salmonidae. Gene Ontology annotation, cellular component: dendritic spine; postsynaptic membrane; postsynaptic density. The transcript is spliced from 5 exons. The record is from RefSeq and is a predicted model, not a curated record. The coding region runs from base 269 to 3487 and encodes 1072 amino acids.